AUGCCUGCGCCCUCCAAGCAGCUAGUAGUCCCGGCUCCCAGAGACCAACCGCACCUACCGAAUAAGGUUUACUCCGACUAUUGCCAUCGGCUUAACGACAAGGAAGUCAGCAGACAGCGAUCUUCGAUCAGAGUUUUGGGAAAUAAAUCACCGAUUCGGAAAGUUCGGGGCUUGGAAUUCACCGCCAAAUCAAACUAUGAGUAUGUCCCUUCCAAGACCAUCGAGUCCACCUACUGUUCGACAACGCCAACGAGGUAUUUGGAGGCCAGACCAGUAAGCCCACAGAGACAUUCGGAGGACUAUGGCUCAGAGGAAAUCCCUAGCCGAGAUCCUUUUCUUCGGGAAAAGUGCCGAACCACUUUUGAUGGAAAGGUGGCUGAUACAUUAGAAGGUGCAGAUCCAUCUAGUUUGGCUAAUAAAGUUGCAGUUAAGCCUCAAGAACCUGCUCCGGAGUUGACAAAAGAAAAUGAAUCUUCCCAAGGUUAA
Messenger RNA from Prunus armeniaca (apricot), 486 nucleotides. NCBI's taxonomy places the organism in Eukaryota, Viridiplantae, Streptophyta, Magnoliopsida, Rosales, Rosaceae. The record is from the annotation of a GenBank genome assembly.